This is a messenger RNA of Paramecium primaurelia, 2029 nucleotides long. NCBI's taxonomy places the organism in Eukaryota, Ciliophora, Oligohymenophorea, Peniculida, Parameciidae. The record is from the annotation of a GenBank genome assembly.
AUGAAAUAACUCAGUUUAUUAAAUCUCAUCAACAUCUAACCCAAAUAAAAUGCAACUACUUUGUACUCGACCAAAAAUUCUACUAAAAAAAUAAGAAGCUUUGAUAUUAUUGGCAAAAGUCCUUAUAAAAUUAACCCUGCUCGAUAAACUCAAAAAUAAUUGAUAAAAGAAUACUAACCAAUAACUAGUAGAGCCACACAAAGAUAAAAUAUCAAAUCUCCUCCUGAAAUUACAAAAUCUAACAAACCAAUUAGUUUUAGCAAUCAUAGUAUGUUUAUAUUUUAUGUAUAUAAGUUGAUCUUCAUUAAAAUGAAACUUAAACAAAAGGAUAAUAAAAAUCCUAUCAUCUUUAACUAAAAUCAAUUCUAAUAAAAGAAUAAGACUAAAUGCAUUUGUUUGAUUAAGCUAAAAGUAACACAAAUUUAUAUUAUAUUAGGAAUAAAUACUUAGAUAACUAGUAAUCUAAUACCUUAGAUAACAAAGUUACAUCUAAGAACCCAUCCAGAAUAAUUAGAUUAAGAAGCAAGUCAGAAAUUACAACCAACUCUUCAAAAUACUAAUUUAAGUAAAUCUGAAAAACUGCUUCAUCUUGAAAAAAACUAAUAAAAAUUUUUGGAUCUCUAAAAUAAAAUCACUAACAAUAUUAAGUAAAGAAAUUAAACUAAAACUUAUUCAUUGACAACUCAUCAACCUUAAACUACUAUUAAGUAAAUUGCUGAUUAAUUUCAACUUCCUUAAACAACAUAAAUUGUUUUACAAUAUUUUUCAGAGUAACUCAGUGAAUUUGAGAAGAAAGAAAUAAUUGAUUAUGAAACUAUAUAUUAUCUUGCUCCUAAAAAUAUUGCAACAGCCUAAAGAGAUCCCUUAGGAAACUUAUUUAAUCAUGGAUAUGAUAAUUAACAGUAUUUAUAUAUUACUUAUUUAAUUAGUGGAGAUUAUAGAUUUAUAAAACAUGAUUAAAUAGCUUUUAGAUAUGAAAUGCUAGAAAAAUUAGGAAAUGGUAGUUUUGGCUAUGUUUUUAAAGUCUUUGAUCAUAAACAUCAUAAGGAGAUGGCAAUUAAAAUUAUAAAGAAUAGAGAGAAAUUUUAUUAAUAAGCAUUAAUUGAAAUAGAUUUACUUAAGAUUAUUAAUAAAGCAGAUAAUUCUUAUUGUUUGAUUAAAUUAAUGAAUUAUUUUGAAUUUAGAAAUCAUAUAGUAAGAAAUUUUAAUUAAUUUAGAAAGUGUAUGGUUUUUGAAUUACUUUGUUGUAAUCUUUAUGAAUUUGUAGCUUUAAAUAAUUUUGUAGGUUUAGAACCAGAUUUAAUUAGAAGAUUUGCUAUCUAAAUCCUAUAAGCUCUACUUUAUUUGAAAGCAUGCAAUAUAAUUCAUUGUGAUCUAAAACCAGAGAAUAUCCUCUUAAAGGAAUUUACUAAAUCAGGUCUAAAGGUUAUAGAUUUUGGUUCAAGUUGCUUUGCUAAUAAUAAAAUGUAUACAUAUAUUCAAGUAUAUAUAUAUAUUAUUAAAUAAAGAGUAGAUUUUAUAGAGCUCCUGAGAUUAUAUUUGGAAUAAAUUAUACAUUUCAAAUAGAUAUGUGGAGUUUUGGAUGUAUAAUUGCUGAACUCUUUGUAGGAGAGUCUCUAUUUCAAUCUAAAUCUGAAAAAGAAUUACUUUAUGCUUAAACUAAAGUACUUGGAAUGCCUCCUAAAGAAGUAAUUGAUUAAAGUCCUAAAAGAUCAAAAUUUUUUGAUGAUAAAUACUAGCUCAAUUAUAAAAUAAAAGAAAAUGAAUAAAUUUCAUUAUUGAAACCUCUUUCACAAUUACUUGAAAAAGCAGAUACAGAUUUUUAUGAUGUAUAAAAUAUAUGUAAUAUUAGUUCAUAAGCAAGUGUCUAGAAUGGAAUCAAUAUUAAAGAUUGACACCAGAAUAAGCUUUAGAUCAUCCUUGGAUUAUUAAUAGUCUACCUUAGUCCAUCAGGAAUGAACUUCUCCAAAAAAGAACAAAUGUAUUAUCAAUUAGUAACAAAUAUCAUGAUAAAUAAGAAUCUAAAUGA